Castor canadensis (American beaver) is the source of this 6155-nucleotide messenger RNA. It is a transcript of the gene Cdk12, whose product is annotated as cyclin dependent kinase 12. The record is from RefSeq and is a predicted model, not a curated record. Gene Ontology annotation, molecular function: cyclin binding; ATP binding; RNA polymerase II CTD heptapeptide repeat kinase activity. Gene Ontology annotation, cellular component: cyclin/CDK positive transcription elongation factor complex; nucleus. Gene Ontology annotation, biological process: protein phosphorylation; positive regulation of transcription elongation by RNA polymerase II. NCBI's taxonomy places the organism in Eukaryota, Metazoa, Chordata, Mammalia, Rodentia, Castoridae.
UGAGGGAGCGAGUGUGUGUGUGUGUGAGGUACUGAGGUGAGGCGGAGGCUAGAAAAGGGGCUCCCUCAGGAGCAAGGGACAAAAGGGGAGUGAGGCACCUAGGCCGCGGGACCCGGCAACAGGAAGCCGUCCCGAGCCGGGCUACCGGGUAGGGGAAGGGCCCGCGCAGUCCUCACAGGGCCCCAGAGCCGGAGUCGGCCCCACACCCGGGCCGUCGGCUUCCUACUUCCUCGACCUCCCGGGCGCCUGGGCCUGAGGAUUGGCUUGGCUGGAGGGUGGGGGCAGACUUCGAGCAGCUACCCGUUGUCUCGUAACUCCACUGCUGAAGAACUCUCGUUUCUUCUCUCGCUCCUUCACCCCCCACCUCAUGUAGGAGGGUGCUGAGGAGUCGCGAGGGAGGAGGAGCCUGGCCUACCGUCCCUUCCCUCCCCACCCCCUUUUAGGAGCGCUUUGGUGGGCGUGGAAUUGGGGUUGGGGGGAGGGUGGGGGUUACUUUGGAGUACAGGGGAACAUUUUCCCCCUCUUCAGGCCAGGGGAAAGGGAAUGCCCAAUUCAGAGAGACAUGGGGGCAAGAAGGACGGGAGUGGAGGAGCUUCUGGAACUUUGCAGCAAUCGGGAGGUGGCAGCUCGAACAGCAGAGAGCGUCACCGCUUGGUUUCGAAGCACAAGCGGCAUAAGUCCAAGCACUCCAAAGACAUGGGGUUGGUGGCCCCUGAAGCAGCAUCCCUGGGUACAAUUAUCAAACCUUUGGUGGAGUAUGAUGACAUCAGCUCGGAUUCGGACACCUUCUCUGAUGACAUGGCCUUCAAAUUAGACAGGAGAGAGAAUGAUGAACGUCGUGGAACGGAUCGGAGUGACCGCCUGCACAAACAUCGUCACCACCAGCACAGACGUUCCCGAGACUUAUUGAAAACUAAACAGACCGAAAAAGAAAAAAACCAGGAAGUCUCCAACAAGUCGGGAUCGACGAAGGACCGAAUAUCAGGAAGUUCCAAGCGCUCAAAUGAAGAGAAUGAUGAACAUGGGAAGGCACAGGUAGCCAAAAGCAGCAUCAAGGAAUCCAGGUCAUCCAAACUCCAUAAGGAGAAGACCCGGAAAGAACGCGAGUUGAAGUCUGGACACAAAGACCGAAGUAAAAGUCAUCGGAAAAGGGAAACACCCAAAAGUUACAAAACAGUGGAUAGCCCCAAACGGAGAUCCAGGAGUCCCCACAGGAAAUGGUCUGACAGCUCCAAACAAGAUGACAGCCCCUCAGGAGCUUCUUACGGCCCAGACUACGACCUUAGCCCCCCAAGAUCUCAUACUUCUAGCAAUUAUGAUUCCUACAAGAAGAGUCCUGGAAGUACCUCAAGAAGGCAGUCCAUCAGCCCACCUUACAAAGAGCCUUCUGCGUAUCAGUCCGGUACCCGCUCACCCAGUCCCUACAGCAGGCGACAGAGGUCUGUGAGUCCCUAUAGCCGCAGACGGUCGUCCAGCUACGAAAGGAGUGGCUCUUACAGCGGGAGAUCACCCAGCCCCUACGGGCGAAGGCGAUCCAGCAGCCCUUUCUUGAGCAAGCGUUCUCUGAGUCGGAGUCCACUCCCCAGUAGAAAAUCCAUGAAGUCCAGAAGUAGAAGUCCUGCAUAUUCAAGACACUCAUCUUCUCAUAGUAAAAAGAAGAGAUCGGGAUCACGCAGUCGUCAUUCCAGUAUCUCACCUGUCAGGCUUCCAUUGAAUUCCAGUCUGGGAGCUGAACUCAGUAGAAAAAAGAAGGAAAGAGCAGCAGCUGCUGCUGCAGCAAAAAUGGAUGGAAAGGAAUCAAAAGGUUCACCUAUAAUUUUGCCUAAAAAAGAGAACAGUUCAGUAGAGGCUAAAGAUUCGGGCUUGGAGUCUAAAAAGUUACCCAGAGGUGUAAAAUUGGAAAAAUCCGCCCUAGAUACUGAACUGAUGAAUGUAACGCAUCCAAACACAGAGGUCAAAAAUUCUUUAGAUACAGGGAAAGUAAAGUUGGAUGAGAACUCUGAGAAGCAUCCUGUUAAGGAUUUGAAAGCACAGGGAACAAGAGACUCUAAACCUUUAGCAUUGAAAGAGGAGAUUGUUACUCCAAAGGAGACAGAGACAUCAGAAAAGGAGACCUUUCCACCUCUCCCCACAAUUACUUCUCCACCCCCUUUACCAACCACUACCCCUCCACCUCAGACACCGCCCUUGCCUCCUUUGCCUCCAUUACCAGCUAUUCCACAGCAACCACCUCUGCCUCCUCCCCAACCAGUAUUUAGUCAGAUUUCUGUUUCCAGUACUUCAACUUUGCUCCCUUCUACUCACACAAGGACAUGUACUCUGUCCUCUCAGGCAAAUUCUCAGCCCCCUGUACAGGUUUCUGUGAAGACUCAAGUAUCUGUAACAGCUGCUAUUCCACACCUGAAAACUUCAACAUUGCCUCCUCUGCCCCUCCCACCCUUGUUACCUGGAGAUGAUGACAUGGAUAGUCCAAAAGAAACACUUCCUUCAAAACCUGCAAAGAAGGAGAGAGAACAGAGAACACGUCACUUACUCACAGACCUCCCUCUUCCUCCUGAGCUUCCUGGUGGGGAUCCAUCUCCCCCAGACUCUCCAGAGCGAAAGGCAAUUACACCACCCCAACAACCAUAUAAAAAGAGACCAAAAAUUUGUUGUCCUCGUUAUGGAGAAAGAAGACAAACAGAAAGUGAUUGGGGAAAACGCUGUGUGGACAAGUUUGAUAUUAUUGGGAUUAUUGGAGAGGGAACCUAUGGCCAAGUAUAUAAAGCCAAGGACAAAGACACAGGAGAAUUAGUAGCUCUGAAGAAGGUGAGACUGGACAAUGAGAAAGAGGGCUUCCCAAUUACAGCAAUUCGUGAGAUCAAAAUCCUUCGUCAGUUAAUCCAUCGGAGUGUUGUUAAUAUGAAGGAAAUUGUCACAGAUAAACAAGAUGCACUGGAUUUCAAGAAAGACAAAGGUGCCUUUUACCUUGUAUUUGAGUAUAUGGACCAUGACUUAAUGGGACUGCUAGAAUCUGGUUUGGUGCACUUUUCUGAGGACCAUAUCAAGUCAUUCAUGAAACAGCUAAUGGAAGGAUUGGAUUACUGUCACAAAAAGAAUUUCCUGCAUCGGGAUAUUAAGUGCUCUAACAUUUUGCUGAACAACAGUGGUCAAAUCAAACUCGCAGAUUUUGGACUUGCUCGUCUCUAUAACUCUGAAGAAAGUCGCCCUUAUACAAACAAAGUCAUUACUCUGUGGUACCGACCUCCAGAGCUGCUGCUGGGAGAGGAGCGUUAUACACCAGCCAUAGAUGUUUGGAGCUGUGGAUGCAUCCUUGGGGAACUGUUCACAAAGAAGCCUAUUUUUCAAGCCAAUCUGGAACUGGCUCAGCUAGAACUGAUCAGCCGUCUCUGUGGUAGCCCUUGUCCAGCUGUGUGGCCUGAUGUUAUCAAGCUGCCUUAUUUCAACACCAUGAAACCGAAGAAGCAAUAUAGAAGGCGCCUACGAGAAGAAUUCUCUUUCAUUCCUUCAGCAGCACUUGAUUUAUUGGACCACAUGCUGACACUAGAUCCUAGCAAGCGUUGCACAGCUGAACAGACCCUACAGAGUGACUUCCUUAAAGAUGUGGAACUCAGCAAAAUGGCUCCUCCAGAUCUCCCUCACUGGCAAGAUUGCCAUGAAUUGUGGAGUAAGAAACGGCGACGGCAGCGACAAAGUGGUGUUGUGGUAGAAGAGCCACCUCCACCCAAAGCCUCUCGAAAAGAAGCUACCUCAGGGACAACUGCUGAACCUGUGAAAAACAGUAGCCCAGCACCACCUCAGCCUGCUCAUGGCAAGGUGGAGCCUGGAGCUGGGGAUGCAAUAGGCUUCGGUGACAUCACACAGCAGCUGAAUCAAAGUGAAUUGGCAGUGUUACUGAACUUGCUACAGAGCCAAACUGACCUGAGCAUCCCUCAAAUGGCUCAGCUGCUUAACAUCCACUCCAACCCAGAGAUGCAACAGCAGCUGGAAGCCCUGAACCAAUCCAUCAGUGCCCUGACAGAAGCCACUUCCCAGCAGCAUGACUCUGAGUCCAUAGCCUCAGAGGAGUCUUUAAAGGAGGCACCCCCUGCACCAGUGGUCCUGCCUUCAGCAGAACAGACAACCCCUGAAACUUCAAGCACACCAGCUGACAUGCAGAACGUGUUGGCAGUUCUCUUGAGUCAGCUGAUGAAAACCCAGGAGCCAGCAGGCAACCUGGAGGAAAACAACAGUGACAAGAAUAGUGGGCCACAGGGGCCCCGAAGAACUCCCACAAUGCCACAGGAGGAGGCAGCAGAGAAGAGGCCCCCUGAGCCCCCCGGACCUCCACCGCCGCCACCUCCACCCCCUCUGGUUGAAGGCGAUCUUUCCAGCGCCCCCCAGGAGUUGAACCCCGCCGUGACAGCCGCCUUGCUGCAACUUUUAUCCCAGCCUGAAGCAGAGCCUCCUGGCCACCUGCCACAUGAGCACCAGGCCUUGAGACCAAUGGAGUACUCCACCCGAUCCCAUCCAAACAGGACUUAUGGAAACACUGAUGGGCCUGAAACAGGGUUCAGUGCCACUGACACUGAUGAACGCAGCUCUGGUCCAGCCUUGACAGAAUCUUUGGUUCAGACCCUGGUGAAGAACAGGACCUUCUCAGGCUCUGUGAGCCAUCUUGGGGAAUCCAGCAGUUACCAGGGCACAGGGUCAGUGCAGUUCCCAGGGGACCAGGAUCUCCGUUUUGCCAGGGUCCCCUUAGCAUUACACUCGGUUGGGCAACCAUUCCUGAAGGCUGAGGGAAGCAGCAACUCUGUGGUACAUGCAGAGACCAAAUUGCAAAACUAUGGGGAGCUGGGGCCAGGAACCACUGGGGCCAGCAGCUCAGGAGCAAGCCUUCAUUGGGGGGCCCCAGCUCAGUCUUCUGCUUAUGGAAAGCUCUACCGGGGGUCUGCAAGAGUCCCACCACGAGGGGGAAGAGGGAGAGGAGUUCCUUACUAACCCAGAGACUUCAGUGUCCUGAAAGAUUCCUUCCCUAUCCAUCUUUCCAUCCAGGCCUCUGAACCUUUAAUGAAAUCACUUGCCAGAGCGAGGUAAUCAUCUGCAUUUGGCUACUGCAAAGCUGUCUGUUGUAUUCCUUGCUCACUUGCUACUAGCAGGCGACUUAUAAUGAUGGUGGCGCCAGUUCCCCCUGGAUGGGCUAUAGCCAGAACAUUUACUUCAACUCUACCUAGGAGACAGAGUAUAGAAUAUGAAGAGGGUCAUUAAAUUAGAAAGUAAAUGUUGCAUUAGCUUAUUGCCUGCACUUCUUGAGCAGAAGAGAGAGAACAGUUUCCAUUUUGAGAUGGCUCAGGAGAGGCUUGCUUUGUUUUUCAAAGUUUUGGGGGGUUUGUUUUGUUUUUGUGGUUUCUUUUGAAUUUUAAUUUAGAUUCCUCCCCUCCCCACUGCACCCCUUUAAAGAGAAUAGUGUUCACAAAAUUUGAGCCGCUCUUAGGCUUUUGCUAGAAGGGAAACAGAGUGGCCUGGCUGAUUUAAAUAAAUAUUUUCUUCCUCUCCACCAUCUCACAUUUUUUGCUUUUAAGUGAACGCUCUCCCUUGACCCUUGUUGAGCAUCUUGAACAUACCUUUUUUUUUUUUUUUUUUUCCAAAUAAAUUGCUCAUCCUUAAAGUUUGGUCCACUUUUGACAAAAGAAUAUGCCCUUCUCCCUGCACAUAAAGCAGGUUGUAGAAAGUGGCAUUCUUGGGCACCUAGGUAGACUUUAUCCAGUUUCUCUCCUUUUUUGCCUAUUUUUCUUCCCCCUCCUUUCCCUAACCUCUCUCUUCCCUUUUCUCUCCUUCCUCCUCCCCUCCCCCAUUCUUCUCUCCUUCCUCCCUCUUUGAGGCAUUUGUUUGGAAAAAAAUUAAUCCUUGAGAUGCCCAAGAACCUGGAAUAAUUCUUUACUUUUUUUUUUUUUUUUAAAUAAAGGAAAGGAAAUUCAAACUCCUACAUUGUUCUCUGUAACUCUUCAAUUCUAAAAUGUUUUGUUUUUUUUAAAACCAUGUUUAGCUGGGAAGUUGACUUGUACGUGUGGACAGCUUAGGAUAUUGCUGCUGAACUGUGGUUAGAGAUGAUGCCUCCAUGCCUAGAGAGCUAAUAAGAGCAGUUAGCAUAUUGUUUACACAUAAUAUUUUUAUGU